AAGAUCAAAUCUUAACCUCGCAAGAAGAUGCAUGAACGUUGUACGGUGAUUGGGGCAGGGUCCUUUCAAGUAGCAGAGCAACUUUCCCUUGGCCCGAAGCGGAUAACAGCUUCACAUAGCUUUGCAUCUGGUCAUUUUAAACCUAAAUUCAUUAUGAAGCUCCCAAAUAAAAUGACAAGAACCUUUAUAGAAGUUAGUUGCCUGUGGAGCCCUUCAAGUUAUCCAGUUGCAAACAGUUCUGUCUCCAAAUAUCUUGCAUGUCCACACCUUUAUGCACCCCCCCUUUACUCCACAGCUGCUACCUAUGGAUGCAUUUGCACAAGUUGGAAGGUCCCAGGACAUAAGAUAAAACAUAGACAAUCUUUUUCAUAAGUGCCCAGUACCAACUUGGAACUUCCCUUUGAAGGGUCCCCAGUUUUGCCUUAUUUAAUGUCAAAGGAUAAGAUCAUCCAUUUCCAGCACAGAAACUUUGGGUGAAAACCGUGUGCAAAAUCAUGCUCUCUCUCCCAGCACUGUGGACAAAACCCAAAACCAACAAUAAAUUUCAGGCAAGUCCCACACUAGAAAGCAAAGGGUGUCAAUUUCCGGGGCCCUUGUCAAUGUGGGGAAAACUUGAACGUUUUCUUCCCUGUAUAAAUAUUCUCACUCCCAAUUCCAACUUUAUCUGCUUUCAUAAAUCCCUUGCACUCUAAAAAGAUGGCCACCAUUGAAGAAACAACAACACUUGAGUUCAUUCGCCAGCACCUUCUGGGAGACUUUGCCUCCGCUGAUGCUUUUAUUACUAGCCUUGAUUUUGGUCUCUCUCAACUACAACCCAUCAUCAAACCAGAAAACCCAAUUCCAGAACUAGAACAUGACUCUCCCAUAUCCGACCCAAAUAACCAAAUCCCUGAUAUCUUCAGCUGUGACGUAAAACCUGAAGUCAUGGAUUUGGAGUCUCCAAGUUCAAUUAUUUCAGUGUAUAAUCCGGAACCUAAACUGUCACUGUGUGAAGAAAGGAGGCAUUACAGAGGGGUCCGGAGAAGGCCAUGGGGCAAGUUUGCUGCGGAGAUCCGAGAUCCGAGCAGGAAGGGGAGUCGGGUCUGGUUAGGUACUUUUGAAAGUGACGUGGAUGCUGCCAAGGCUUAUGAUUGUGCAGCAUUUAAAAUGAGGGGUCACAAAGCAAUAUUGAACUUUCCACUGGAAGCCGGAGAGGCUGGCCCACCGGCCAGUACGGGCAGGAAAAGGAGAAGAGUGAACGGAAUUAAGCUGCCGGAAUGUGACGUCAUGUCACCGGAAAGUAUUGAGCUGGCUUGGGAGGUGAAGGAAGAAGAGGGUGAGCUUCAUUAUCUGAACCAACUUUCACCGUUAACUAGAAGACAAGUUGGAUAAUGACCCGACUAAUGCGAAUAAGGAUAGGUUGUAAUGUAAGGCCUAUGAUUAAUGUCCAAAUCACAUCGUAUAUAAAUGCACUAUGACAAAAAGUUGUAUCAUAUUUGGUUCCUUUGAAAGUUCAUUUUGAGUUUGAUUAGUAGCGAUUA
This is a messenger RNA of Theobroma cacao (cacao), 1520 nucleotides long. Its product is annotated as ethylene-responsive transcription factor ERF107. The record is from RefSeq and is a predicted model, not a curated record. Gene Ontology annotation, biological process: ethylene-activated signaling pathway; regulation of DNA-templated transcription. Lineage: Eukaryota; Viridiplantae; Streptophyta; Magnoliopsida; Malvales; Malvaceae. Gene Ontology annotation, molecular function: DNA binding; DNA-binding transcription factor activity.